Messenger RNA from Parasteatoda tepidariorum (common house spider), 639 nucleotides. RefSeq lists its product as uncharacterized. NCBI's taxonomy places the organism in Eukaryota, Metazoa, Arthropoda, Arachnida, Araneae, Theridiidae. The record is from RefSeq and is a predicted model, not a curated record.
AUGAUACAGAGAAGGCAAUUAGGAAAAUCAGUUGAUGACAACAGGAAAGCAAGGAGACAGGGAAAAAAAAGGUCGACAAUUGGAAGGCAUAGUCGACAUAAGAGCACUAAUGAUAACGGUCUGAACUACUUUGCCACUAAUAAUGGAGUAACUAUAUCCAGUACAUCAUUGAAUCACAAAAGAACUCACAAGGCGACCUGGUUAUCUCCCGACCGAAAAACGCCAAUUCAAAUUGACCAUAUACUUAUUGACUCUCAACUUGUAUCGGGUAUCCAGGACGAAAUAUCCUUCCGGGGUGCAAACUAUGAUUCCGAUCAUUUCUUAGUUAUUGCUAAGCUGAGGGCUAAGAUUUCAAAAGCUCGUAAAUUGAAAGGUGAAAGUCAUAAGAGAGUUGAAUUCGAUAGAUUGAAAGAUGAAGCCACCAAUAAAAGCCUCCAGUUCAACUUAAAUGAGGUAAUUGACUCUUCAAACUUUGCUGAAAUGGAAGGAGUAGAAGCAAAAUGGAGUGUGCUAAAGGAUGCCAUCAUAACAGCAAAUUAUUUGCUAGGCACCAUGAAAAAAAAACUAAAUCAAAUGUCUGAUUCGAUCAGGAGUGUAUGCUGGCAUCUCAAGCAAAAAUGGAAGCAUAUUAAAACAUGA